This is a messenger RNA of Cucurbita pepo subsp. pepo (vegetable marrow), 1774 nucleotides long. RefSeq names its product DHHC-type zinc finger family protein. The record is from RefSeq and is a predicted model, not a curated record. Gene Ontology annotation, biological process: peptidyl-L-cysteine S-palmitoylation; protein targeting to membrane. Gene Ontology annotation, cellular component: Golgi apparatus; endoplasmic reticulum. Gene Ontology annotation, molecular function: protein-cysteine S-palmitoyltransferase activity. NCBI's taxonomy places the organism in Eukaryota, Viridiplantae, Streptophyta, Magnoliopsida, Cucurbitales, Cucurbitaceae.
CCGGAUUCAACCUUCUCCUUCUUCUCCAUCUUCUCCAUCUGGGGGCUUCAUUUUCCAAACCCAAAAAUCCAGCAGAAACGAAGCUUGAAGAUUGAUUUCUGCAUCAAAUUCAAGAUCUCGACCCGCUGGAUGCCGCCGCUGCCUUGAUCAUUGUUUCACCAGUUGCUCGUUCUAUGAGAUGGUAGAUUUGCUGAACGUUUGAGCUGUUGGUUGUGUGAUUUGGGCCCCUUUCUAUCCCACCACGAGUCUCGAGUAAUUGAACCGCGAAGGGGAACAAAACUAGCUCUCUCUCCCUUUUUCUUUCAAUUUCCAGUGUGAUGGCUGUACAGUGGUUACUGUUAUGCCAUGGCUUGGUUACACUUCUGGUGGUGGUCUCUUUCCUUUGCGGCCAGUGGCCGAUCUUCGAUGGCACUCCCAUUCAACGUAUUCACCGUUUCCUCACUUUUGGCGCCUACGAUUAUUUCUUACGACUUAUAGGAUAUGUAUUUGGGUCAAAGGGAACUAAUACGGUUCUAGCGAUCGAAAGUUUCUGCUGUGACAGACCUAAUCCAAUCCUUCAGGUCAUUUAUCUUGCUAUUAUUGGGAUUACCUAUUACAUUAUUACAAUAUCUACAUUCAAAUACGUCCCUGGUUAUUACUUAAGUGGAAUUCAUAGGUAUACAAGCUUUUUGGCUGUUACAGUUGGUGUUCUCCUCUUUCUAUUAACCAGCUUUUCUGAUCCAGGGACGGUGAAUGCUGAUAAUGUACAUCGUUAUCUGUCUGCUUAUCCGUAUGACAACAUUAUUUACUCUGAAAAGGAAUGUUCAACUUGCAAAAUUCUAAAACCUGCUAGAUCCAAACAUUGCAGCAUAUGUGAUCGUUGUGUUGCACGUUUUGACCAUCACUGUGGAUGGAUGAAUAACUGUAUAGGGGAGAGGAAUACCCGAUAUUUUAUGGCCUUCCUUUUGUGGCAUUUCUUUCUUUGUGUAUACGGGGCGGUUGCAAUUGGACUUGUUCUUGCUGGACAAUUAAAAGAAUUAAAAGUUGUUUAUAUCUUGACGGUUUAUUAUGGCGUUGAAAAUUCUUUCUUCGGUCUAGCACCUUAUGUUAUACAGUGGAUUUUGGGCUCCUACAAUACUCAACUGCUAAUCAUGGUGUUUCUUUCGAUAGUUUGUCUGCUAUUGGGAGGUUUCUUUGGUUACCAUGCUAAACUCUGUAUCACAAAUACCACAACAAAUGAGACAUUUAAGUGGCAAGAGUACAUCAGCUGGCAGAGGAAGACAAGUGAAGCCAAGGCAAGUGCAGCAGCCUUAAGAGCAAGCAUGGAUGGUCUGAGUUCCGAAAGAAAGCCUCCAGAAAGCAAAUGGAGAACCAUUUUUCGUAGAUCUCGACUCGAACAAGUGCAGGUUGUCAAGAAUAAUACUUACGAUCACGGAUUUUUACACAACAUUCAUGAGGUUAUUUUCCCUUUCUCAUCAAGACCAUCAUUUUCACGAAGUAAACCGAAAUCUGGCUGAGACUGCUGUAAAUUUAAUGCUCUACGAUGAACCAUGUUGUCGUUUCAUUCAAUUAGAGGUUGAUGGGUCGGUCGAUCGGUCGAGGGUAGCCCUCUGGAGAUUGUAUAAACUCAUGGUCUCUUGCUUUUGCAUUUCUCCAUGGCUUUAUGAUGAUGGUCAGCCUUAAUGAUCUCCUAAUGUUAUUGUUGGAAGUAUUUUGUUGAAUUCUAAAUGUUUUUGUUUAGUGUGUAAGCUAAUUGAGAAGGUUUUGAUUUCUAAGCAAAUUAUGACCUUUGGAA